UAAGGGAGGUCUGGGUAGACCCAUUUAAGCCCUUACCCCUCCCCUCCCCUCUCUACCCCUCCCCAUUCUCCUUUAUUCUUCUAUAAGCCCCUUUUAUGCAAGUGUCCUGGGCCCCCGCAUUCGCAAAUAGUAGCAGACACUACGGUUCCAACAUGGUCUUUUGAUCUCGGAGCAUCCCGUUUUGUUUCCCUUCGGCGUCUUACUGAUGCUUGGCUGCACUUGAAUAAAGAACCCUUCAAGUAGCACUAAUCACCACCAAACAUGAGGUUCCUGUGGCCCCUGUUCUUCCUCCUGUGCCUUCGUGUCCUACCCAGCACCGAGGCCAAACACCAGAUCUCCGACGACAAGACGUUGCAUCUCCCACCACCAUUGGCAGGCAAGAUGCCCAAGAACUCUGUAACAAGCUCAGGAGGGUUCAGCACAAAGGUUGGCCAUAACUGUACUUGGGAUACGUCUGGGGAGGGCGUGGUGAAUCUGCUGGUCAGCUGUAACUCCGGGGAGCAGACCUACUGGUGCCGCUACACUGGACAGCCAGACUUGUGCCAAGCCUACAGUGACAGGAAGGCACAGGUCAGGCACUGGAAACAACUGGUGGGCAAGCUGAAGAAGAGGAACAACGCGUGCAAAGGGGAGAAAGUGCUGAAGACCCCCACCUGCAAGGCCCCCAUGGACUCCCACAUGAAACUCAAAGAGAAGGGGAACAGUGGAGGAGAGAAGGAUCCAUUGCCCCUGGCUCCUGAAAUGGUAGAGAAGGAGGAGAAGAAAGAGGAUAGGACUCUGUUGGAGGAGAGGAAUUGGGAUGGAGAGAUAAACGACAUGGAGCCAGUGGAGAAUUACUGUGCCGAGGGAUGGCAUUCUGUCUGUUCUUUCUUUGUAAGGUUUUUGGAAGGUUAAAGUUUUUAAGUGUUUCUAAGGUUAAACAAAGGACAAAUCUGAUGAACUCAGUUGGUUGAAAAACUCCACCUCUAUAUCCGGGCUUACUUCUUUGCUACGUAAACAAAAAUGGUUUGUCUGAAGCGAUAUAGAGACGAAAUAUAGGCUUCAUAGGAAUGUUUUGGGUUGUGUAUUUUAUUGUGAACUAAUAUUUGCUAUUGUUCAUUUGUAGUCACUAGACUUGUAUCAGAUUUCUAUUUUUUAACUUUAACACAGCAUACAAAAUUAUACCUGUGAAUAAACAUACCUUACUAUAUAAAUAUUGAACAUUUGUUUUAUUAGUUUAAUAAAUGAUCACAAAUUAGAUGGUUAUUUUUUAGAAGCAGUUAAUUAGAAGGACUAUAUGGAUGAUAUAGUUAUUUAUAUUGUGAAGUUGGGGAAAUACUGUAAUACUUGAUACAAAAUCGCAAUAGUAUUGACAAGAUCUUUGUGCUGUAGUGUAUACACUUGAGGAUAACAAAUUAAUGGUAAUGAGCAUGAAUAGGAUAAUAUUGAGAAACUUUUAUGUAUUUUCCCCAUAGUUUAUCCCUUGAUAUUAGUUGCCAGAAAAUAAAAAAUCUCUUGAGACAAUGUUAUUUUUCUUAAUGAUGUCAACAUAACACAGGAAAUGCAGUUCUUAAAAAUUGCCAACCCUGAUAAUCACAUUUUUUUCAUGUCUUUGUAUGUAGUGAUAGGGUCACGUCUGUGAGACCUUGUGUACACUUAGAAUAGACAUACAGAAAGUGUUAAUUGAAAAUGUCACAAGAUUAAGAUGAGAUAUUUGAAAAUACUUUAUGGCAAACAAGACUCACAAAAUAUCGUGGAAACCUGUUGUGAUCUGUUUGAGGUGACACUGACUCUCCAAAUUUGCACAAUUGAUUGCAUGCUCUCUGGGAAAUAAAGCAGUCUUGUGACUACAGUAAUAAGUGGAUGUUUAUAUAUAGUUUUAAAAGUACCAUCUUAUUUAGUAUCUGUGGCUCUACUAUCUCUUUCUCAUCCAUAGUUUGAUUGAGAUUCUCUUCAUGAGACAACUGUGUGGUUAUUAAUUGAAAUAUUGUCUGUCUUUUCUAGUGUUGCUUUUUUGUGUGAUCUGGUAGCCAGUGGCCACAGACAACAAAUAGACGAUUAUGAGUUGCACUGCCAAUGCCAACAGAUGGCAGGAGGUACCUCCUGGCACUAUAGUGGGUGAUCAUUGCAGUCCACCUAAGCUAUUCAAGUGCCCAAUUUGUUCAGGUUAACACAAACUAAACAUUUUUAAUAAAAACUUGGACCGAUUAUACCAACCAGA
This is a messenger RNA of Oncorhynchus mykiss (rainbow trout), 2200 nucleotides long. RefSeq names its product fibroblast growth factor-binding protein 2. Gene Ontology annotation, biological process: cell-cell signaling. The record is from RefSeq and is a predicted model, not a curated record. Gene Ontology annotation, molecular function: growth factor binding. Lineage: Eukaryota; Metazoa; Chordata; Actinopteri; Salmoniformes; Salmonidae.